CAUUAGCCACAACAUGUUAGCUUGAUGAUCGACAUUCGUUUGACUGGAGGCAAACGCCUACCUGUAAUUUACUGGUGUGACUCCACUGAUUUGUCGCUCCCAUUAUUUGUGCUGAUGUGCAUGUAUGUCUCUUUUAUUGUAUUGAUAUACUUUUUUGCACAUCUGCUGCCAUAGUACGUCAAGCAUUGAUGCUGCUGUGGCUCUCCAACUGGCCCGGCAGGGGGCACUAGCAGUCCAGCUGUUGCUUUAUCCUCUGCAUGAUUUUUUUAUGAUUAUUUUAGGGUGCACGUCUGCUAUUUUAUUAUAUUACACUGUAUUUGUUUGUUUGUUUUUAAAUAUGAGUGCCAGUUCGACGCUGCCGCUGGCGAGCCUGCUCGUGCUUCUCUUCAGCGCCGCGUCCCCCGGCGGGCCGUACGUGAUCCUCAAUUCGGUCUCGUGGGCCGUCACUGACGAGGUGGAAGAGGAGCUGGACGGCGUUUCCAAUGAGGACACCCUGCCGGCCCUCCUGCAGGAGGACACCAGCAACAUCUGGAAGCAGACGUACCCGACCUCGGAGGAGAAGAGCGCGUCGCCCAGGACCCGAGAGCCCCAGCCGAUCCCCCGCACCUCCAGGAUGUUUUCGUACCGGAGGGAGGUGGGGAAAGCAACGGACUCCCCUACUCCUCCGCCACCGCCUCCUCCUCUUCCUCCACACGAGGAAACAGCGCAGAAUGCCCGCUCCCUGGUGCACCGCAGCAUCUGGGGGGUCCUGGCGACCACUGCCACCCAGGAACCGAUCAAAGGCGUACCACUUGGCAAUGUUUUCUGCAUAAGCGAUGGCCUUCCAAACAAUGGCACAGGAAUCCCAUUUUUCUACAUCCCAUUGAAGGACAGCAGUGUCGUGGAUAUGAUAAGCAACCCAAUGGCUACUCUUACUCUUUCUGACCCAGAGGGCAAUUACUGCAGAGAAGAUGCAAAAGACCUAGAAGACCUGAAAUGUAACAAAGUGACCUUGAUGGGUAAAAUGGUACCAGUAGAGGGAGAGGAAGUUGAAUAUGCUAAAGAAGCUCUGCUUUCCAGACAUCCAGUUAUGAAGAAAUGGCCUUCUGAUCAUUACUGGUUCUUCAUGAAGUUAAAUGUUGAGCACAUCAGGUUGCACAGCUGGUUAAGAGGAAUGUCCUUAAUUUCACCAAACGAAUAUUUUAAGACAACACCAAAUACAACCUAAUCAUCCUUCUUCGUCUUUAAGGCUGAGUGACUCAAAAGGUGGUUUUUCCAUGCAUGUACUUAGGAGUUGGGAAGAUGAAAUUGUAUUUUGAAUUUGAUUUUUUUAUUGUGCACAUAAAGGCUGCUUACCAUUAUUUUAAAAUUAUGCCUCGUGAUGCAAAAAGAAAAGAGACCUAGCUGUCUUUCUACUGCCAAAACUUGUCCUGUUACUUUCACUUUCAUCAUGAAAACUGAAUGUCUGGCUUUUUUCUACUGGUUGAAGCAUUUACAAUGUACAGUAUGGACAGUAUGGAUCAAUUCAUGACUUUCUUAGAAGGAUUAUCGUUACUACAAAAGCACAAAGGUUUAGUAACUGCUGAGGUGUCCCCUAAAGCCCUAACCUAACCAAAGCAAAGAAGAGGGAAGUGCAAGAUAAAGAUAAGAGGAGAGUAUGGAGAAAAUGUCAUCAUGAAAAUCAAAGGGGUGAAGUCUGAAAACUAAGGGAAUAAAUAUUUAACUCACAGCAAUGUCUAAGAAAAUUAGGGAUUUACAAUAUACGCAAGGGACUGCUGCAUGGUCAGAAUGUAGAAGUUUUCAACUCUGGAGGUUACUUGCUGUGUCCAUUUACAAUGACAUGCAAGCCAAGACAGUUCAUCAGAACACUGAAAUUAACUGACGUUUUAAAUGAUGUAUUAAGCAACAACUGCUGUGGUGAAAAAGAAGUAGAAAUACGUUGUUGCCAUCUGGUAUUAAAUGAGACAGCAUCAUAGUUUUACUGACCUUGUAAAUCCCGUUUAAUUAAGUUUAGCACAUUUCAGUCAAAAGAUCAAACAGAUUGUGUGUUUUCCUUUUAGCUUGAUGAUUUU
This is a messenger RNA of Erpetoichthys calabaricus (reedfish), 2051 nucleotides long. It is a transcript of the gene creg2, whose product is annotated as cellular repressor of E1A-stimulated genes 2. The record is from RefSeq and is a predicted model, not a curated record. Bases 269 to 1207 code for a protein of 312 amino acids. The transcript has 4 exons. Lineage: Eukaryota; Metazoa; Chordata; Cladistia; Polypteriformes; Polypteridae.